AUGGGUCGCAACUCUAUAUCGGCGGCCGAGUCCGCAGCCGACGAUGCCACGGCGCCGGCUUUCCACUCGAUCCGCGACCGUUUCGCCUUCAAGCGCAACAGCUCCAACGCCGCAUUCUCGCGCUCGUCCAAGGCGGCCCAGUCGUCGCACAAGGCAUCUCGAUCUCACCACCACCACCACCACCACCACAAGAGGAAGCUCUCCUGGUCUCCUUUCAGAGGGAAAUCGUGGUUUUACUUGUGGAACUUGAAGGAAGAUUCUUCAGCAUUAAUGCUAUAUUCUGUGAUGAAGAACUUAAAAGAUCUUGGUUAUAUGCUGAAGAUUUAUAUCCUGGGAGAUGGCAGAGCACGCUCCAUCUGGCAUGAAAUUGGAGGGCAAGUCUCAAUUUUAGGCCCCGAGAGAUAUGGCUACAUUGAUUGGUCCAUAUUUGAAGGUGUUAUCGUAGACUCUCUUGAAGCUAAGGAUGCCAUUGCCAGCCUUAUGCAGGAGCCCUUCAGCUCUGUGCCUCUGAUAUGGAUUGUUCAGGACUAUACCCUUGCCAAUCGCCUACAACUAUAUGAGAAUAAGGGCUGGGACCGGCUCAUUUCCAAUUGGAAAAAUGCCUUUAGUCGGGCUAAUGCCGUGGUGUUUCCAGAAUAUUCUUUCCCGAUUUUAUACAGCACAUUUGACACUGGAAACUUUCAUGUUAUUCCUGGAUCACCAGUAGAUUUUUGGGCUGCUGAAAGCUUUAGUAAGACCCAUUCGAAGUCUGAGUUGAGGAAAAAAAAUGGUUUCAAUGAUGAUGAUUUUCUGGUAGUGAUUCUUGGGAGUUCAUUUUUCUUCUACGAGCUAGAUUGGGAUUAUGCUGUAGCAAUGCAUGCUCUUGAUCUUUUGCUCCAGAAGUAUGUUGGACGAAAUGAUGUACCAUUCACUUCAAAGUUUAUUUUUCUUUGUGGAAAUUCCAGCACAGACUACGGUGAAGCUUUACAGGAUGUUGCAGCCCGUCUGAGACUAAAUCAAGGAUCAUUGAAGCAUUAUGGCCUCGAUCGUGGUGUGAAUGGUAUAAUAAUGAUGGCUGACAUUAUUCUUUAUGCCCCUUCCCAAGACGUGCAGGGAUUUCCUACCUUGUUGGCAAGAGCCAUGGCAUUUGGAAUCCCCGUAGUUGUUCCUGAUGAUCCUAUCAUACAAAAAUAUGUUGUUGAUGGAGUUGAUGGGGUAAUUUUACCCAAAAAUAAUCCUGAAGCUUUGCUAAAUGCUUUCUCACGUCUGAUAUCCGAGGGAAAUUUAUCUAGAUUCGCAAAUUCUGUUGGAUCCUCUGGAAGGCUGCGUGCAAAGAACAUGUUUGCAAACGAAUGCAUCAUUGCUUAUGCAAAUCUACUUGAAUACGUCAUUGAUUUCCCAUCAGAUGUUCUGCUACCAAGUCGUGCUUCUCAGCUGAACAAUAGUGUAUGGGAAUGGAGUUCCUUCACGAGGGAACUUGAUAGAAUAUCUGGUAGCUACCAAAAUAAUUACCUUGAUGAUUCUUUUGGGAUGAAUUCAAGUAUUGUUUAUGACCUUGAGGAAGACAUGGAAAAUUACGUUAUACUGAAAAAUGUAACUCAGGGGCAAUCUGAAAAUCGGGAAGAGGAUAACCCAACAAUGUUGGACUGGGAUAUCUUGACCGAAAUAGAAAGCUCUGAGGAAGUUGAGAGACUAGAAAGAGAGGAGAUUGAGGAAAGAAUGGAGAAAGACGUUGGUGAAUGGGAUGAGAUUUACCGUAAUGCACGAAAAUCAGAAAAACUAAGGUUUGAAUCUAACGAGAGAGACGAAGGUGAGCUAGAAAGAACUGGCCAGCCAGUGUGCAUUUAUGAGAUUUACAGUGGUGCAGGGGGUUGGCCAUUUCUGCACCACGGUUCACUAUACCGUGGAUUAAGUCUUUUUACUAGAUCCCGAAGAUUGAGUUCAGAUGAUGUCGAUGCAGUUAGUCGGCUUCCCAUCUUGAACGAUACAUAUUACCGUGACAUCCUCUGUGAGAUUGGAGGAAUGUUUUCAAUUGCUAAUGGAAUUGAUGACAUUCACAAGCGGCCCUGGAUAGGUUUUCAAUCAUGGCGUGCUGCUGGAAGGAAGGUUUCAUUAUCCAAAAAAGCAGAAGAGGUUCUAGAGAAAACAAUACAAGAAAACACCAAAGGAGAUGUGAUAUAUUUCUGGGCAUGCCUUGACACGGAUGGGGGCAUUAUCGGAAAUAAUGAUCAACUUACCUUUUGGUCCACCUGUGACAUUAUGAAUGCUGGAAGGUGCCGAACAUCAUUUGAAGAUGCUUUCCGGAGAAUGUAUGGGUUACCAUCGACUGUAGAAGCUCUUCCUCCCAUGCCUGAAGGUGGUGGCCACUGGUCGGCACUGCACAGCUGGGUGAUGCCAACCCCAUCCUUUCUUGAGUUCAUAAUGUUUGCCAGGAUGUUUGUAGAUUCUAUUCACAGUCUACAUGUCAACUCAGUUGAGCUGCCUGAUUGUUUGCUAGGCUUUUCAGCACCAGAGAAGAAAAGCUGCUAUUGCCGGCUUUCUGAAGUGUUGGUGAAUGUAUGGGCAUAUCAUAGUGCACGGAAGAUGGUUUACAUUGAUCCUCAUUCAGGUGUUUUGAAAGAACAACACCCAAUUGAACAGCGUAAAGGUUUUAUGUGGGUGAAAUAUUUCAACAUAACAUUACUGAAAAGUAUGGACGAAGACCUUGCAGAGGCUGCAGACGACAGUGACUAUCCGUACAGUACAUGGUUGUGGCCAUCAACAGGGGAAGUUUACUGGCAAGGUGUGUAUGAGAGGGAAAGGGAAGAAAGGUAUAGGCUGAAAAUGGACAAGAAGAGAAAAACCAAGGAAAAAUUACUUGACCGGCUAAAGCAUGGAUACCGGCAAAAAUCUCUGGCGGGAUAG
Messenger RNA from Striga hermonthica, 2883 nucleotides. The record is from the annotation of a GenBank genome assembly. Lineage: Eukaryota; Viridiplantae; Streptophyta; Magnoliopsida; Lamiales; Orobanchaceae.